Molecule: messenger RNA, 3748 nt
Organism: Malaclemys terrapin pileata
Lineage: Eukaryota; Metazoa; Chordata; Testudines; Emydidae
Gene: TMEM135
Product: transmembrane protein 135
Exons: 16
Coding region: 191-1603 (470 amino acids)
Source: RefSeq, a predicted model, not a curated record
GUCGCGUUCUGCUCAUCCCGCCCGCUCCCGGGCGCGGGACGCGCUGAUUGGCUGCAGGGCUCACGCGAGCUGCGCGGGGGGCGGGUUUGGCCGCGAGUAACCCCGGACGCGCGAGCUGCCCGCGCGACCUUUCUCCUGCGUUAGUGGUGCCGCGGCGCCCCCUCCCCGGCGGUCGCAGGAGAGCGGCAAGAUGGCGGCGCUGAGCAAGUCCAUCCCCCACAACUGCUAUGAGAUCGGGCACACCUGGCACCCGCACUGCGGCCAGGCCUUCGUGCACAUCACCCGCGGGGCGCUGGCCGAGUCCCUGCGCAUCUACGGCACCCUCUACCUGAUUGCAGCAGUUCUCAGGAAACGAAAGCUUGACUAUUAUCUGCACAAACUGCUACCUGAGAUUUUGCAGUCAACUUCCUUUCUGACUGCGAAUGGGAGCUUGUAUAUUGCUUUUUUUUGCAUUUUAAGGAGGAUACUUGGAAAAUUCUACUUUUGGACUCCGGGCUUCGGAGCUGCUUUACCAGCUUCCUAUGUGGCCAUUCUCAUUGAAAGGAAAAGCAGGAGAGGUCUACUUACAAUCUACAUGGCUAAUUUGGCCACGGAAACCCUUUUUCGAAUGGGGGUAGCAAGAGGAGCCAUUACACCUUUAAGGCAUGGAGAAGCUUUGGAUCAGGCCCAUUCAACAUGGAAAAUUAAGGUCCUUUUGUUCUGCAUCACAGCUGCUCUGUUCAUGUUCUUUUUCAGGUGCAAAGAUGGCUUGAAAGGAUUUACAUUCUCUGCACUUAAGUUUAUUGUAGGUAAAGAAGAAAUUCCCACACAUUCAUUUUCACCAGAAGUAGCAUUUUCAAAAAUAGACAGGAAGAUAAAGCACCGGGAAGAAGUAUCGCGGCGAAUGAACAUAAUUGCUCUAACAAAGAAACUUGUGGACAAAGUAUGCAAACAUGGUCCAAGACAUAGAUGCUGUAAACAUUAUGAAGAUAAUUGCAUCUCAUAUUGCAUUAAAGGCUUCAUUAGAAUGUUUAGUGUUGGUUACCUGAUCCAGUGUUGCCUUCGAAUCCCAUCAGCGUUCAGGCAUCUCUUUACAAAACCUUCCCGGCUGCUUUCUCUAUUCUAUAACAAGGAAAACUUCCAGCUUGGAGCUUUUCUGGGAUCUUUUGUCAGUAUAUACAAAGGUACUAGUUGCUUCCUGCGCUGGGUACGAAACCUGGAUGAUGAACUUCAUGCUCUUAUAGCGGGAUCCCUGGCAGGAGUUUCUAUGAUGUUUUACAAAAGCACUACUAUCUCCAUGUACCUGGCUUCCAAACUAGUGGAGACCAUGUACUUCAAAGGCAUUGAAGCAGGAAAGGUUCCCUAUUUUCCUCAUGCAGACAGCAUCAUCUAUGCCAUUUCCACAGCAAUCUGCUUUCAGGCGGCUGUGAUGGAAGUUCAGACCCUGAGACCUUCUUACUGGAAAUUCCUAUUACGACUCACAAAAGGCAGGUUUGCUGUCAUGAAUAGACGAGUAUUAGAUGUAUUUGGUACUGAAGCAUCUAAGAACUUCAAGAAUUUCAUACCUAAGCUUGACCCAAGAUAUACUUCUGUACCACCGGAGCUACCAAUUGAGCUGUCUUGAAAAAGGAUACUUUCUCUUGUGAUUAAAUAUGAUCAUUUUGUCCUGAAGAGUUAAUUAACUUAACAGUCAAAUAGAUGGAAGGGGACUUGUGCUCCACUUCAGUAUUAUUUCAAUAAGAAAUGCUUUUUACCAAUCAGAAAUACUGAAGCUUUGUAGGAAGACGUGGCUUAAUAAUUAAGCCCUUUCCAUAGCCAGAAACUGUUUCUGGAUCAUUGUAGUUGAUUGACAAUAUGGUAGAUUCUGGACUGAAUUAAAUCAAUGAGUAAUAUAUCUAUAGAAACGAGAAUUAAAAUACACCUAUGACAUAAAUAUACUUUAAAAUAACAUUUUCAAAAUUUCUUUAGCUCAUUCCAGUAGAAAAUUUCUUCGUAAAACUAAUGAUAUUUCCAAAAUUAGAAAGGAUGGUUUAGGUCCAAAGUUUUACCUUAUCUUAAAACUGGUGAGAAAUGUCCCCUGAAUUUCAAAUGUGCGUUUUUAAAAAUCCACCAGUCUAUCACUGACAAUUUUAAAAAUAACCAAUAGCCACUUUUUAUUCAGGCCUAGGCUAUUUCUACCCAGCUACGGCUACAAAAACACCCAGCCCAGCAUCAAAAGAGUGCUGCUUAGCCCAUAAAUCAUACUCCAGAGCUGUCAUUCCAUUACUGUAGACCAUGAACAAAGGAAAUGUAAAAAGCCAGGUGUCAGUGACUUGUUCUUAAGAAACAGCAGUGUGUGGAAGUUAAUAUUUGCCAAAGGGAACAUGACAAGACAAUGAGAGGGAGGAAUGCAAUGGUUGAGCUUUUGAGAGGGUAGUCCAAACAAUAGACAGGUUAAAAUACAAACACACACACUACAAUUAAAUCAGUUUUACAAAAAAGACUUGACAAGUAUCAGUUUAGAUGAAAUCUACUUGAUUUAAGCAUCAAUACUAAAUUUGCAAUUCCAAUGGCCUUCAAAAGGGACCAAACUCCUAAAGUUCAACUAUCGUAGCAAAACAGUUUUAUUUGACACAUUCAUUCAUGUUUCUUCAUAUCCAGUUGUUCCUGUUAAUCAAUAAAGAAUGCUUUCCCCUUGAUAUAGCAGACAGUCGUGACUAUAGACAAUUCCAUGAAGUUUAAUAUGGUACUUAAUAUAUAAUAUAUCUACUCAAAAUCCACUUUUCUUUCUCUGCAUAUUUUUACAAACGACACUUCACCUUUGUGUUCUAAAGUGAAAUCUUGACAUGCUAAUUCUUUUACUACUUCUGUUGUUUAUAGGCGGUUCAGGGCAGACAUGGCUGAAUUAUGAUCAGACUCUCCUAGCUUUUCAGGGAAAAUAUGAGCUUUACUUGCAUUCGACUAAAAAGAGCAGACAAUGGAAAUGCGACAAAUGCCUGUGAAUGGGAAGUAAGGAUGUAUGUAUUUUUUUAAAAAAAUCUGGUUUAUUUGCUGGAAGCUUUUGCCGCACAUAAUAAAAUAACUACUUAAUAGACCUGUGUCAUAACAGUAAUUCUGUCCCAGUCUUAACACAUUUCAGCACCCAUUUGUUUAAUUUCACAAAGCCAUAUAUGCUGACAUUUACAUCAGACUUAACAAAAUUGUCAUGAAAAUGUACCAGCCCAUGGACAAAACCUACCUGUUCAUUCUUUACCAUCACAAUGAUGAUCAUCAGCUACUUAUGAUCCCUUGUGAAAACAACAUACACGGCCCAAGUUGAGUGGGAGAGUAAAAUUUUGCAAGGUUUGUGUGCAGUAACUUAUUUGCUUGUAAUGGUAAACUAAAAUUGCUCAAAAAUAAAAAAAAAUCAACUGGGCUCUGGCAGAAUCGUAGAGGGAAUGUUGGAAGGACUGUUUUUCCAUUAGCAUUUCUAAAACACACGACCUUCUGAAGUCUGAAUGCUAGAUGUUUUGGGUAACAUUUUAGAACUGAUGUACUAGACUAUCAGGAUUUAGUAGAGUGAUUGUGCCAGUCUCAGACUUUUCAAAAUCUUUUACAAGUAGCUUAGCUUUGAUUUUCUUUGUUGGAAUGAAAACGGUGAUAGGUCUCUGUAUUUGAGUUAAAACAGCUGAGUACUGCGUCUCAAUAUCUAGAUACCGGUUCGGUCCAUGUCUUCUUGUUUCCUACAUUCAUAGUCCUUGUUUUUAAUGGCUGUCAUGUAAUGUAAAAAUAAAACAUUUUAAACCUUAAA